AGGAAGUAACUGCGCAUCAGAACGCCGGCUGUGACCUGGGCCUUAGCGGUGACCUGGUUUAAGGAGAAGCGGUGGCAGCGGUCGGUCGCUGUUGUUUGGAAAUUUUUGAUUGGGAGUCACCCCUGUGAUUCCAGCUAUGGGUUCCUCCACAUCUACUCCAGCUGCUGCAGUAAAUACCUCAAAUGCUUCUACUCAUCAGGCAGCUUCAUUGCCUUCAGGAUGCCCAAUGCAUGAAAGGCAAAGGAAAGGCUGUCCAAUGACUACAGCAGCAUCUGAUCCAACCAGUGAGAGCAAAGCACAGACUGUGCCCGCCCACCAAGAACGGGCCUAUGAAUACGUGGAAUGUCCUGUUACUGGUGCUGCAGCUAAGGAAAAGGAGAAACUUGAUCCUUUAAACCUGAUGCCGCCACCUAAUCAGACACCAUCCCCAGAUCAGCCAUUUUCUUUGUCUACAUCAAGAGAGGAGUCAUCAAUUCCAAGAGCAGAUUCUGGAAAAAAUUGGGUUUACCCUUCUGAACAGAUGUUCUGGAAUGCCAUGCUACGGAAAGGGUGGAAGUGGAAGGAUGAUGAUAUUAGUCAGAAAGAUAUGUAUAAUAUCAUUAGAAUUCACAAUCAGAAUAAUGAGCAAGCUUGGAAGGAGAUUUUGAAGUGGGAAGCCCUUCAUGCUCAGGAAUGUCCCUGUGGCCCAUCAUUGGUCCGAUUUGGAGGCAAAGCAAGAGAGUAUUCACCAAGGGCAAGAAUUCGUUACUGGAUGGGGUAUGAGUUGCCUUUCGACCGGCAUGACUGGAUCGUCAAUCGCUGUGGCAGAGAAGUUAGGUAUGUGAUCGAUUACUAUGAUGGCGGUGAGGUCAACAAGGACUACCAGUUCACCAUCCUGGACGUGCGUCCUGCCUUUGAUUCUUUCUCAGCAGUAUGGGACAGAAUGAAGGUUGCUUGGUGGCGCUGGACUUCAUAACCACUAUUUUGUUUGUUUUGAAAAACCUGAAACUUCUUUAUUUUCUGAGGAAGAUGUUAUUUCUCCCACACUAAAUGCACUCAUAAUGUAACCAAGGGUACUUUUCAAGUGGGUAAUUGUACUUGAUCUUUGAUUCAACAAAGAAGCCAUGCUCCACUAAAUUUUGAGUCACAUUUUCCAUUGCAGUUGAUAGGUCAUUUGAAGCUUUUUUCCCAUUUGAUAUAAGUGAGAAGUCCCUUACUUUUCCAAUUAACCACAAUAUUUCAUGCUAUUUUCUGUAGACAGUCUGAACAGCCUCUGAGAAAGCAUUUUAAAAAGCACAGAAAUCUCUUUUUAUCCUUACUGUUUUCUCAGGAAUAAUUGAGAUAUAGAACCUGAAAGUGUGAUACUCUUACCUGCCCAAUAUUUUAACUAUAUUCAACAUAAAUAAGAAGCACUUAGUCUUGUUUUAAAAGUAACCAAAAUUUCUAAAAUCCCUACCGUCUACGUUGCAACCCUGAACAAAAUGCAAAACUAUAUAUUAAAUGUACUCUUCCAGAUUGAGAUGUCUAAGUGCAAUUUUCAGACUUGACUUUGAUUGAAAUUUCAACUUUAUAAUACAUGUAAAUUUCAGAAUACUUGGCUUUUCAUUCCUGUUCUAAUAUGUAAUUUAAUGAGAACCUGUUCUCACUGUUCCUGAAAGUUGACAAAUUAUCUUAUGUUAUCCUAUCUCAUUCCACUGUCCCACCAGGAGCUUGCUUCCAUAAAUCUUGAAAGCCAGGCUCCCUUCACAAUCCCAGCAGUGUUCCUUUGACAAAUAAGAUUAUAUUUGGCUACAUGUUAGAAUUCACAAGAAGUACAUUUUUCUCACAUGUGAAAUGUUUGUAUCAAUUCACAAUCAGUUUGAUGUUUAAGCAAGUACUAUGUUUGUGUUGAAAACUGUUUUGCUGGGUAGUGGUGGCACAAGCCUUUACUCCCAGCACUCGGAUGGCAAAUGCAGGUGGAUCUCUGAGUUUGAGGUCAACCUGGUCUACAGAGGGAGUUCCAGGAUAGCCAGGGAAAGCCUGUGUGAAAAAAAAAAUCAAAAGAAAAAUAAAGAAAACUAGUUGUUUUCAAUUUUAAUUAUAGAAGCAUGUUAAAAAUAACUUGUUUUUUCUUAAGUGUUAAUGAAUGAAAAAAUUUUAAUUCAUCCUAAAUUAAAUUAGUGGACAGAGUUGAUGUCUCUGAGUUAUUAAUUUGAUGCAGAUUUCUUUGUUGUAUGAUGCUUCAAAAAUCCAACAUGUGAAAAUAUUUGUAUUUUUUAAAUAAAGCUGAGAGUUAAAAGGUU
Molecule: messenger RNA, 2261 nt
Organism: Psammomys obesus (fat sand rat)
Lineage: Eukaryota; Metazoa; Chordata; Mammalia; Rodentia; Muridae
Product: holocytochrome c-type synthase
Exons: 7
Coding region: 137-955 (272 amino acids)
Biological process (GO): cytochrome c-heme linkage
Cellular component (GO): mitochondrion
Molecular function (GO): holocytochrome-c synthase activity
Source: RefSeq, a predicted model, not a curated record